Molecule: messenger RNA, 1254 nt
Organism: Penicillium arizonense
Lineage: Eukaryota; Fungi; Ascomycota; Eurotiomycetes; Eurotiales; Aspergillaceae
Product: putative C2H2 finger domain protein
Exons: 3
Coding region: 1-1254 (417 amino acids)
Cellular component (GO): nucleus
Molecular function (GO): DNA binding
Source: RefSeq, a predicted model, not a curated record
AUGGGCAAGAAAAGACGUGGCCCUUCGCUUGAAGAGCUUCUAGCUCGUCCGUGGUGCUACUACUGCGAGCGCGACUUCGACGACCUCAAGAUCCUCAUUUCGCAUCAGAAAGCCAAGCACUUCAAGUGUGACCGAUGCCAGCGCCGAUUGAACACCGCAGGAGGUCUGUCUGUCCAUCUGAGUCAAGUUCACAAGGAACAACUUACCGAGGUGGACAAUGCGCUGCCCAACCGAAUGGGCCUCGAUGUGGAAAUCUUCGGCAUGGAGGGUAUCCCCGAGGAUGUGCUCAAGGCUCACCAGCAGCGUGUUGCCACACAAUUCCAGCAGGCCGAGGUGGAGCGACAAGCCGUGACUGGAAACCCUCCUGCUGGCGCUUCCGCUAAUGGACAGCCGGCCAAGAAACCCAAGCUUGAGGCUGCUUCGGAUCUUAAGAAGCGAUUGGCUGAACACAGGGCCAAGCGCGCUGAGGCGCUUGCUGGAGGUAGCAGCGGUGAUGUAACCCCCACCAGUGCUGGACAGUCGGCGACGCCCACUGGAUUCGCGCAAUCUCCUCAGGCCGCUGCAACUCCCGCUCCGGAUCAGCAACAGUCUUUCCCCCCGGCCUAUGGCAGUGCCGCUGCCGCUCCCGCGUUUUCGUUCCCUCAGACCCACCCCGGUCAAUUCCAACCUUAUCCCGCCAACGGAAACCAGCCGCUUGACAUGCCAGUGCCCCAGCCUUACGUGCCGAACGGGUACCCACAGCCAUUCCCCGCGAUUCCUGGACAGCCCCCAACUUAUGGAGCUCCUCCAUCCUUCCUUCAGCAACCUACACCCCCCGAACACAGACCGAGUGCCUUGCCAGCUGCCUCGAACCUCCCACAACGUCCCACAUUCGGCGCACCUACGGUCAACGCGCACCAGAUGCAACAGAUGCACAUGGGCCAUGUCCCACAGUCGCAGGCAACUCCAGCCUAUAAUGGAGAUGGACCAGUCUCCCAGUCUGUUGACGAUCUGAUUUCAGGAGCAGCGAAUGCCGCAGCAGCUUCCAAACCGACAGAGGGGGUUGAAAAGCCAGCCAAGAAGGACAAGUCGAAGCCUUCGGGGCACAUGAUUUACUCCCAUGAAACUAUCAGCCCAGAAGAGAGGAUGGCCGAGCUUCCCCGAUAUGCAUUCGUUCCGGAUACCACGUCACAAACCGUCCUCGGCGAGGUCCCCCCCGCCGUAGUUGUCGGAGCCAUCCAAACGUCCGACACGGUGCUCGACCCGGCCCGUUAG